UUUUCUAGAGAUUGCUGAUAGGAUAACGGCUUACCCGGUUCAAGGUUGGGUCGGAGCUUGGCUCAUGUCUACGCGGAUUUGGGGCUUGAAGCCUGGUCCGCCGGCCACCUUGAACUUUACCUACUUUUGGCGAACAAUCUGA
Messenger RNA from Acaulospora morrowiae, 142 nucleotides. NCBI's taxonomy places the organism in Eukaryota, Fungi, Glomeromycota, Glomeromycetes, Diversisporales, Acaulosporaceae. The record is from the annotation of a GenBank genome assembly.